This is a messenger RNA of Penicillium diatomitis, 2223 nucleotides long. RefSeq names its product coiled-coil domain-containing protein MAD1. Gene Ontology annotation, cellular component: mitotic spindle; kinetochore; nuclear envelope. The record is from RefSeq and is a predicted model, not a curated record. The transcript is spliced from 3 exons. Gene Ontology annotation, biological process: mitotic spindle assembly checkpoint signaling; attachment of mitotic spindle microtubules to kinetochore. Lineage: Eukaryota; Fungi; Ascomycota; Eurotiomycetes; Eurotiales; Aspergillaceae. The coding region runs from base 1 to 2223 and encodes 740 amino acids.
AUGGAGGACAGCCCGGCUCAGCGACCAGCAUCCCAGCUGAUUGCUGGAUUUACUUCGCCCUCUGCGCCUGCUAGUUCACGCAACCUCUUACAGCAAUCUUCUCUUUCAAUGAGGCCGCCGUUGAUCAGUCAUGAUAUCGAGAAAGAAGAAUUGCGUGUACAAGUGAGCACGCUCACGUACGAGCUGGCGAAUCUGAAACAGGAGCGGGAGCUGGAGGCGAUUCGAUUCGAGAAAGAGUCUAGGAGCCUUCAAUUAAAGGCAGAUUCCGACUUUCGGAAAGCGCAAGCAGCCGAGUCCGCCAGUGUGCGCGCGAAUACGAAGACGGAAUCACUAGCCAGGGAGUUGAAGGAAACACAGGAACAACUGCUAAGCGACAAAACUGCAUCCGAACGUAGAAUUCGCGACUUGCAGGUUGAGAAGCAGAAUAUACAAGAAGAGCUCACCGACGCGUUAGCUCAAGUCUCCGAUCAAGACCGUCAAUUCAAGUAUCAAGUAUCCGAGCUUGAAUCAGUGCGCGCCUCCCUUCAGAAAACGAUAGACGAGUUGCAGCGCGACCUACAAGAAGCGCGUGCUUCUCAGCAGGCCAUUCAGGAAAAGCUGUCUCAGCGUGAAACUGAGGUUGCAGAGUUGGAAUCGCAGAACAUCCAACUAAAGGCAGAAGGCAACGAUGCAGAAACUUUGACCAUCUUGAAACGGGAGUUGUCCGACCAAGUGAGCCACAUUCGAGAACUUGAAACAACAACCCGUGAUCAGGCUAUUGAGCUGCGUCGCCUGCGAAAGGUGCAGAAAAGUGUCGAAGUUGUGGAAGAGCAGAAAAGAUCGCUUGAAAAUCAGUUGCAAAUGAUGCACGGCCUCGAGGCGGAACUAAAUACUGUUCAGAUUCAGAAACAAGUGCUAGAGGAUGAGCGAGCAUCAUGGGCCAGCCUCAUUCAGUCAAACGAUCAGACUAUGGAAUUUGAUUCGCCAGAGUCAAUAGUCCGAGCUCUUGUCCAAGAGAGAAUCGAAAAGGCAACUUUGGUCGACCGGCUGGGCACGGUUGACGCACAGUUUUUGGAGAAAGAUGAGAGCAUCACAAUGCUGGAAAAGGAAAAGACUCAACUCCGACAAGAAAUCGAGAAACUCCGCUUGGCGGGAAGCAUCACCUUGGGGGCAGCAGCACCUGCAGCCGCAGAGGCUCGUAUCCGGUCACGGCUCGAAAGACAGCGCGCCCUCGCUGUCAAGGAGGUUGAGUAUUUAAGAGCUCAAUUGAAGACAUUUGACACUGAGGAAGAGACGAUGAAUACCGGAGAAAACAACUACGACGCGCAAAAAUCGGAACAAAUCGCAAAACUCGAGCAGCUGGUCGAUGAAUAUCGCAACGAGUUACACAAAGCUCAUGAAGAGCUAUCACAGCAGGAACCGCCAUCACAGCAGUCGGAAGAAGCUCAGCAUAGAGGAACAAAGCGACCCCUGUCGCCUGCGGAAAGUGAAGCGGAUAAUGAACGCUUUGCUAUUCUGAACCGCAAGAAUCGCAAGCUACAAGAGUCUCUAGCAAAGUCGCGAGAAGCGACAACGCUUGCGAAGCGAGAACUAGAUGCAGCAAAAUCGCAGAUCAAAUCACUCAAGUCAAAAACCCACACACGCAUUUUGGAACUGCGCGACAAUCCAACUGCCGAGACUGAGAAGAUCAAAAUGACAACUCUGAACACGCUUCGUUCCGAAAAUCAGGCUCUUAUGGCUCAACUUCGAGGUGAACACACUGGCGUCAAGGCCGUCCCUGUGAGCACAUUGGACAGUUUGAAAUUGGAGAUGCAGGAGUUGGAGCGAAUCGUGGCUGAGAAGGAGAAGCGCAUGCGUCGAUUCAAGGAGAUUUUCACGGCCAAAUCCGCGGAGUUCCGUGAAGCUGUUGCCUCUUUGCUGGGUUACAAGCUCGACUUCCUACCUAAUGGCCGUGUUCGCGUCACAUCCAUGUUCCAUCUCUCGGCCGCCUACCGACAUGGUGACAGCGAAGCACGUUCAGAUGCUCGCGGACCCGGUAGCAUGGGCAACGGCGAGGAGAACUCCAUCGUUUUUGAUGGAGAAAAUGGCACGAUGAAGAUCUCUGGUGGGCCCAAUAGUCUCUUUGCGCUGGAGAUCAAGCCUCUGAUCAAGUUUUGGGUUGAGGAAAGAAAGGAUAUUCCUUGCUUCCUUGCGGCUAUGACGCUUGACUUUUAUGACAAGACAACGAGAGCUGCUAGAAUUUGA